AAAAGUAAAAUGUUAUUCAACGCUCAGCUGCAAUGCAAAUAUUGACAGAGUGAUGUUUUUAUUAAUCCCCUCUCCCCUCCCUAAUUCUCGAUUAAUGGUGUCGUCCUUCACCUUCAAUGUCACGCUUGUACGGACGGGAACGUUGAACGUGUGUGUAUACAGAUGAACCAUGUUUAAUUUCAGGUGUGCGUUUAAUUCAGCGAGCGCUUUAUGCCGACAGCUGCUCACCCCGCUGAAUGUCAACGGGACCGUCUCACAGUGUGGAAGCAGAAGGCUGCCGCAGCAGAGGCCGUUGUUCCUCAGCGCUAUGAGACAUCAGGAGGCGGAAGCUAGCACGGGGAAAGACUUCAGCUAUUUUCCCCCGAUGCCUGGUGAAGACAGUCCACUGAGAUGGGCUGGGAAGAAGUUUGAAGAGUUACCAAUUAUUCACAUAAAAGCAACAUACAACAACACACACAUCCAGCUUACAGACAGCACAGGACAGUCUUUGGUCCGGACGUCCUGUGGCACAGAAGGCUUCAAGAACAGCAAGAAGUCGACGCCCAUCGCCGCGCAGACUGCAGGCAUCUCUGCUGCCGCGAAAGCCACAGUAAAAGGAGUUACGUUUGUUCGUGUUGUGGUCAAAGGUCUUGGUCCUGGACGUCUGUCUGCAAUCAAAGGCCUGACGAUGGGAGGCCUGCAGGUGGUAUCGAUCACAGACAACACCCCCGUGCCACACAACGGUUGCCGCCCACGUAAAGCCAGAAGGAUCUGAUUACGCCCCGAUGCUGCAGCGCUUUGUAUGGAAGCUGUUAACUUGGACUAUGCUAAUAAAGAGUUUUGUUAUGCAA
Molecule: messenger RNA, 830 nt
Organism: Poecilia latipinna (sailfin molly)
Lineage: Eukaryota; Metazoa; Chordata; Actinopteri; Cyprinodontiformes; Poeciliidae
Gene: mrps11
Product: mitochondrial ribosomal protein S11
Exons: 6
Coding region: 170-754 (194 amino acids)
Biological process (GO): translation
Cellular component (GO): ribosome
Molecular function (GO): structural constituent of ribosome
Source: RefSeq, a predicted model, not a curated record